AUGGACACUCCAAACAGCUUAGCGUUGUUCACCAAUCUUGCAAACGGCCGUUUCCUAUAUGACACCCUUGAUCUGGCCACAUCGACGUAUUGGGCAAAGGCUCGUAACAAUUUAAACCAUUCUAACGGAGGGCGUCCGUUGUUUUCGAUACCGAGGCAUGCCUCGAGAGACAUGCAUUCGGCCAUACACGAUGACAGAGAAGCCAAAUCGCUUCUACCUCCGGCAGACAACCCACAGGAAUUAAGCGGAACCAUGGACUUUGAUGAUAGUUACACGGACACGUCACCUAAACCGUCCAAACAGUCGUUGUCCCGGUGGAAACGGUUCAGAGCAAUUAUCCGAAAUUGUUUUCGACGUGUUUUCGAUUGUGGCAAUCGGCAGUGA
Cinara cedri is the source of this 384-nucleotide messenger RNA. NCBI's taxonomy places the organism in Eukaryota, Metazoa, Arthropoda, Insecta, Hemiptera, Aphididae. The record is from the annotation of a GenBank genome assembly.